This is a messenger RNA of Coffea arabica (coffee), 830 nucleotides long. The record is from RefSeq and is a predicted model, not a curated record. NCBI's taxonomy places the organism in Eukaryota, Viridiplantae, Streptophyta, Magnoliopsida, Gentianales, Rubiaceae.
UACAAAAUUGUACCUGGGCAAUGAGUUGGUUGACUAACCAAUUUUUCCUAUUUACAGCUCUGCAUAAGGAUGUCAGUUCGACCACAAAGUUGGCACCAGUUGGUGCGGAUCUCUACCGUGCACCUGAAAUGGAAAAGGGGGUGUGCAUCACCAACAAGGUGGACAUGUAUGCCUUGGGGUUGAUUCUAUUCCAGCUGUUUGGUCCCCGGGGAGAUACUGCGAUCCAAAGGUUGAAAGAUUCGGCAUCGCCCAGGCAAGUUUGCGAAAUUUGCGAAAAGUAUAAGAUGGAUGAAACUGUCAAGCCCCUGAUCUUGAAGCUACUUCGGACAGAUCCAUUGAAACGGCCUUCUGCUGCUGAUCUUCUACAGGAUUUAGAUACAUUGGAGGGGAAAAAACAAGAAGCACAACUACAGAAACUUUCAUAGCAUUUGGAAACUGACAUUUAGCAACUGCGAUGGGCCAUGCAGUUGGCUGUGCCUAAAACCCUAGAACAUGGAUGCUGUUUAUCACUGUUUGAGUAUAUUGUGGAGUACUGUGUCUCGAACGAGCGUUUGACACUUGCAAUGUUGUGCACAUGGUGCUAUGUCACCUAGACUCCUUUUUGAUAUUGUAUAAUGAAUUUGUUUCUGCAACAAUGCUAUUUUGAAGUGUGCCAAAGGCAUUAGGACAUUUCUGUUAACAUUCUGGUGUUUGGGCCAUUUCUGUUACUGAAAAGAGUUUCAGCAACUUCCUCCUAAUCCUUGUCUGUGUGAAAAAUACUGAGAAAUUCUUUCCAUGUCUUGUGUUAUCAACUGGGCAUUCAAGAAGUUAAAGUCUGCUUUCAUUGGUCA